GCGGAAGAAAAAGUAGUUCCCACCAACCGCGUAUCAUCACAUUACUCUAACUUCCGCGUUGUUGGUGUUUUUUAAAGCAUUAUGAUUUCUCCUUUUUGUUUUCGAAACUUACCUAAUAAAAUAAUGUAAUAGCCCGUGUUAUAAUGCUUUCGACGUUUAUUGUCCUCGGUUACGUCGCUGCCAUCACGAUACCAACGCUGGGUUGUCGGCCAAAGGAAUACAUGACAAGGGAUGGACAGUGCUGUCCAAAAUGUCAGGAAGGCACAGUUGUUCGAAAAGACUGUACAGCACAGUCAGGCACAAGCUGCAGCCCAUGUGACAAUGGGACGUUUAUGAACCUACCCAACGGAUUGAGCAAAUGUUUCCCCUGCACAUUCUGUGACCAAGGUCAUGGUCUGUUAGUCCAAAAGGAGUGCACAGCAACUAGUGACACACAUUGUGGUGUUUUACCUGGGUAUUAUUGCAGUGUUUUGGCAGAAGAUGCAGGAUGUAGUACGGCAGUGAAACAUUCUCGCUGUGACGCUGGUCAGAGGAUAAAAGAACCUGGUACCAGCAGAAAUGACACAGUGUGUGAACCCUGUAAGUUGGGCUAUUUUUCCAAGGAUGGCGUGAACUGCACAGCCUGGACCAAUUGCUCAGAAGCUCAAGUAAAACUCAAAGAAGGAAGUAUGACCAGGGACGUUGUCUGUGGCUCUGCUUCAAGAAACCAUUACUGUGCUAUAUCUGUAUUUUUAUUAGCUAUAGCUGUUGCACCAGUGAUCACAGCCAGACUAACAUCGAAAAAAAUAGGGAAUAGGUGACUCAGUGUGUGUUGGUGUCUCGACCAAAUUUGAUGGGCAGCUCAGUGUUACCAUGAUUUACGUUGAUGGAAAAAAAACCCUUUUAACAAUGUUAAAAAAAACAAAAACAAUGGAAGAAACCUCAGGAAGAGCCACAGAGGAGGAGGGAUCCCUCUUCCAGGAUGGACAGACAUUAAAUAGAUGUCACAUGUACAGAAAAGUGCAAGAAAUCACAGUUUACAAGUUACAUUAACAGAAAGUCUGAUACAAGUUGCAUGUAAAGUGAGUGGAUCCUGGAGACAACUGAGCUGGACGAGGCAUCACCAAGUGGUGCCCGAGCCACACGACCUCCUGUUCACCAGGAAUUUUGAGAGCGUAAUGCCCGAGUUGGAAUAUAUGGUGUCAUGAGAUCUGACAUGUACAAUGGGGCAAUGCCGUGUACAGUUUUAUAUGUCAUCAGAUCAAUGUAGAUCAGAGGAGAACAAGUGUUGGCUGAUUUUUAUUGACAGGUUGUCACACUCUACAGUCAAUGCUAUCGUAAACAGCGUGGGCAGGCCGGACCAAUGACAGCGUAGUGACCCACUCAGGGUGGGAUCCAAACACGGAGCGGUGCUAAAGUUUAGUUGCUUAACUAGCAAGGAGUUGUCACGCUGCUACGUUAUCAAUUAGUUUUUGAGUUUAGUCAACACGUGAGAACUCGUCUGACAUGGAGAGUCUCCUGUUGUGUGCUACAUGUGUGAAAUAACAACUAUAGUCUGGACUUUGUCUUUGUCUGCCAUUAAAAAAAAUGUUUUUUAUAGUGUACGUAAAUCAUUAACUGUUCAGGCUUUGUAUGAAAACCCAAAUGUUUGGAAAAUUCUGACUUACUUUUUCAAGGCCAGGAUAUGCUUUCAUCAAGUAAACAUUGACAAAAGCUCGGUUUUGAACAUAAUUAGUUUUCAAUUCAAAAUCACUAUGUAAACUAAUAAAAAUCUUAAUAUAUGAAAUUAUAAGAUCAUGUUUGCAAUAAUGUAAUUCCCAGAGGCCUCACGUCAAUUUAUGAUUGGUUUUUUAUCAUUUUUUAUUGUAUUUUAUAACUCCUUUUUUUCUUUCUCAAAUGUAUUUUUCUACUUACAGGUAAUACCAACAAAUCUGUCAAAUCAUGUAUUUGGCUUGCCUGGCUCCACUGUUAAUACAUAUUUAUUUUCUCAUGUAGACAUAUAAUGUUGACCACAUGAACAUGUCAUGCACUAACUAACUAAGUUAAUAAUGAUUUUCCUUUACUAGUUACCAUCGAUUACUGUUCAUUAAGUCUUAACAGAUACAGAUGUUUGUACCAUAAAGAUAAUGUUACCAUUUUAAAAAAA
Molecule: messenger RNA, 2125 nt
Organism: Acanthopagrus latus (yellowfin seabream)
Lineage: Eukaryota; Metazoa; Chordata; Actinopteri; Spariformes; Sparidae
Product: tumor necrosis factor receptor superfamily member 14-like
Exons: 8
Coding region: 144-800 (218 amino acids)
Biological process (GO): positive regulation of peptidyl-tyrosine phosphorylation; immune response; defense response to Gram-positive bacterium
Cellular component (GO): membrane; external side of plasma membrane
Molecular function (GO): protein binding; transmembrane signaling receptor activity
Source: RefSeq, a predicted model, not a curated record